AUGGAUACCGAAAGGAAGGAUGAAAUUGUGGCCGGUGUGAUUAUGUUGAUAAUAAGCGCUUUCGGCAAUGUGGUGAACAUUGCGGUUGUUAUACUGCUCUACCGUACACCUUCAUUCCAUAAUGCAUUUGGCUUAAUUUGUGCUUCGCAUUUGAUCGCCGAUAUCGGAGUGCUCUUGAUUUUCUCAUUUUGGGCUGCCCCAGCUGCACUGUUGUCAGUGUUCUCAGUGCGAAAAACCAAAGUGAUCUUGGCUGUAUUUUGGAUAGUUUCUGCUGCAAACGUAUUCGCCUACUUUUGGAGUAUGUUUGCAAAGUAUUUUUCGUUUUUCCCUGACAGGGAAUAUUUUCAUUUAGUCUCAAUUGAUCGAUUUGGUCAAUGCUGUUCGAAUUUUACUCCGACGUUGUUUUCGAGGGUUUAUGAUGAAAAGGGCUGUGUACAAACGCUAACAUUUGCUCUGGCAGUUCUAUCGUUUUUCGUCCUUUCUAAGUUCAUGGAAUCAAAAUGGGGGAUUUUCGUCACUACAACAUGUGUCUGGGAAAUAGCACAUGCUGUAGAUGGAAAUCUUGCUUGUAAUUUAUUCAUCAAUACCGAUACCAGUACUACCUAUACCGCCUCGGGUGCCAUCCAGUCAGGCAUGCGUUCGAUGUCGGCAGUCGAAUUGCGUUCGUAUCAAGCUUCGUCAAUGUGGUCAUAUCAGCUGUGUUGCUUGUACUCUGGACCAUCUGAAGGAGAGACUUGUCGAGUUGGAUACGACGACAUCGAGUGCGGUCUUUUCUGGGUAAAACUUGCUGUUGAUGUACGUGCCUUCGCCCUAAUUCUCUACACGCCCGUGUUCGGCCUUGCUUGUAUGAUGGGAAUUCCUCUCUUCAUCCUUAUCGCUUUUCCUACAUUUCUUGCUGAACGGAUAUACAACCAUGCUACAUUGCAAACCGACUAUCUCAGCACCCCUGAGAAAGUGCUGCUGGCAUUCAAGAUGGUAUCUGUCUUUCUGGCCGGUGUGCCAGUAGGUCUGUUUCUUGCUCUGAAUUCGAUUAUCACUGCUGCACUGGUUGUUGUGAUGUAUAUCUUAUUUACGAUCUUAAAGACAACCCCUUAUGCAAAAGUAAGUAAACAAGUUGCUAUUGAUCGGAAAUCUAAUUAUAAACAAGUAACCCGACGAGUUACACUUAGCACAUGA
Molecule: messenger RNA, 1176 nt
Organism: Haemonchus placei
Lineage: Eukaryota; Metazoa; Nematoda; Chromadorea; Rhabditida; Trichostrongylidae
Source: the annotation of a GenBank genome assembly